AAGUUAUUUUAGUGAAAACCAUGAUCGAAAAAUGAAAAAUUUUGUUCUGCCACUAACUCGCCAAAUAACAGAUAACCCUCAAACUUAGUGUGAACAUAAAGUAAUUUCGAAUCAUCACCUUUUUGCAUGAUGUUCCCGAAGAAAAAACCGGGUAAAACAUCGUGCAAUAAAGUCAAUAAUUUGAUUGCUGCAGUUCUUCAAAAGUAUAAAGAUCAAAAGGGGAGAACUAUAAACAGAUUCGUCAAAAAAGCGUAGAGCAGACGAUAAAUAUUCACUCCACGUCUUUGGCAUUUUAUUAGACUUCUGUCAAAACGAGGGAUCCCAGAUCUUCUGAUUUUUGAAAAUUUUUUUGCUGCCUCGUUUCCGGUCUUUUUUGCUCUAAGGCCUACUGAUUUUCUACUUCUUUUUCUAAGGUUUUUUCUGAUUCUGGACUUUUACUUUCUGAUUUUCGUGUUUUGGAUCUGGGAUCCCUGACCAAAAUGCUGUUUUUAUUUUUUACUCUUAAUCUUUAGUUUAUAGGAAAAUUAAAUUAAAUGAAGAUCACCGAUUCAUUUUACACAUCCAUUUUCUACUUCUCUUCAAUCUUUUCUUUAUUUUUGUUUAGUCCGACUAACGUUAGAACUUUGUAAGGAAAGGCGACUAAUCUUUGACUGAAAUAUUUCUGCGAAGGUCAAUAAAAUGCAAAAAAGAACCGGACGCGGAACCAAAAAUAGACAACAAGAAACUCGAAUUGAUUUUAUGAAGUAUACAAAUUCUUUUUCACUUUUGAUUUUGAAAGGGUUCAUAUACGGGCAUUUUAUAUGUAUAAAAUCAUCAGCGCUAACGUAAGUUCUAUAAAAUCCGCACAAUUUACAAAACAGUGAAAGUUUUCGUUUACACUAUUAACUUCAAAUUUUUUUUCACAGUUGAUUUUUCAAGAGCAAACAUUUCUCUACAAAAUGAGAGGUUCCGCAACUCUGAGUAAUCCUUUAUAGGCGACUUAUAACAUGCCAAAUGUGAAAAAAGACAAGAAUUUGAUUUUGGGUAGCGCUAUUGCCACUCUCUGAGAGUGUCAACAAGAGUCGUCGUAUUUUUACUUCUGGAUGUAAGUUCCGGCACUGUUUAUGAAUUUCUUAACAUUGAAUUACUUUCGAAAACAAACAAGCUUGAGAUCGACCUGCUGAAACGUUAUUGACUAGUCAACAGAAAACCGCUUGUGAAGCAAACUAUAACUUUUAUUCUCUUUUUAUUUUGGUUUCAUUCUAGUGAAAACAAUUGCAGCUAGUUUUCUUAAAGCAAAUUAAACUUUAUUUUCACAUUAGAAUGGUAGUCUUGAUCUUUUUGUUCUUCUAUUUAUUUGUUUUUGAUCAAUAGUCGUGACUGUUUUAGUCAAAAAAUAAAAACUUGUGUAUGCUCUAUACUUCUUGCAGAAAUCGUAAUUGUAUAGAGUAUCUUUAAGCCACAUAUGAAAAACGAAGCCAUACAUAGAUGAAUAUAACUUACUUUUGCAAAAGCUUAUUAUCAACAAUUUUCCAUACUUUCUGAAGACCGCUUGUGUAAAUUUCUAUACACACCAACAUAUUGCACUUUUUCAGCGAUAGGCUCACAAUCAGUUGUGCCUUAUGGAAAACAUUCUUAGAACUUCAAUGCAAAGAAAUUCAUAAAGGGUACCGGAACUUACACUCAUACGUUAAAAUACGACAACUCCUUUUAACACUCUCAGAGAGUGGCAAUAGCCAUUCCGUUUUAUUUUAUGUUAAUAAAUCUUGCGUCUUGUACCAGAUUUCAGCUUGAGUCGAAGAACAGGAAAAGUCACAAAUUUCAGGAUCGCACAAACUCUCUCUCCGAAGAGUUUUUUCUCGAAGCAGUGGGGCGCUAAUUUCACUAUGUUUACCCGGCUUUCUCUUCAAGAAAUGAUGCAGUUCAUUUCACAUGGAUUGACCUCAAAAUGAGUACAAUUUAUUCGCAUCUCUAAACUCUCUCUUUAAAUUGCUCUUUACCCUCAGUUAUCAUUCAAGUUAUUAAAAAUUUUUGUUAUGUAUAUAGGCGUAUCUUCACUGGAACCAAAAAUAUAUUUUUUCUCUUCGCUCAUGUUUUGUCACACAAUAUCUCGUUUACACGAUACUCUUCUGUUUUCUUGUAUAUACUUCUUUAUACACCAGAGCAGAAAAUUUUCUUAUUUGACAUAUAUAAACCAGUCUUGCUUUGCAAGAAAACUGCUUAAAAUAUCUAUCUUUGUUUUUUAGUUUUCCUCUAAUUUCUAAAAGCAUAAAAAUUUACUCCGAAAUUGACUUUGCCCUCCCCCUGCCUCCGAGAUGUCGGGACGCCCCUGUUUGUUUAUCCAUUACAUUUGACUGGUAUUGCGUAUGCAAUGGACAUUGGUUUUAGUCUAAUUUCGGUCUAUACGCUUUUCCCAACCUACUAGGACAAAAGUCUUUUCCCCAUUAAGCAGUGCAUGUUUCAAAGUACAUAUUAAAAUCACUCAAAAGUCAGCAGCGGGAGAGAAAUCGUCAAACGGCAAUUAUGUUCGUCAAACGAGAAUUUUGCUAAGAAACCUGCAUACUCUAUUCUACUGCGUGCAACAAAAACUGCGGGACGUCAGCUCUGCCAUUUAUAGCAUUCCGACACGAGAACUAUGCCCCAAAAAGAUAUUAUGCUCUCUUCAUGAUAAUUUAUAUCACUUCAUAGUCACUUUCUCCUCUAGUACACGAGAAUAAAUAAACCCUCCCUGCGAGAAUUAUGCACGAUCGGGGAGAUAUUAUGCUGUUUGCACGAGAAUUUUCCGUGUCUUCAUAACCACUUUCUUGUUCACUACGCUAGAAUUAUGCAUUCACGCGACAAUAAUCGCGAAAAUAAUAAUUUCUUUGAAAAGAUACAAAAUUCCCGUGGAGAGAGUAUAAUAUCUUUUACAUUAUGCAUAAUUCUCACAGAAAACAACAUUAUUCUUGUGUGAUUGCGCUAUUCCUGUGGCUUGGACAGAAGGCUUCUGUGCACAGAUACAAAAUUCUCGUAGAGGGAGCAUAAUAUCCUUUUGAUUUUGCAUAAUUUUCUCUCUGGUACACGAGCAUAAUGCAUUUACACGAGAAUUAUGCUGCUUUUUGUGGGAAUUGCGCACGAAAAAGGAUUAUGCUUUCGCAGAAUUUUGUAUCUCCCCGCAGAAACCUGGAGUUUUUUAGCAGACGAGUUGAAGAAAAAUCUUUUUUUCAAGUUACUUAUAAGCAUAAGGACAUGACUAAUUCAAAAACAUCUCUGCUCAGGUCUUUUCUGUCCGAGACAGGAGAUAUUCUUUCCUAAAAAUUGACACCUAGCAACAUGUCUCUAUACUGUACUCGAGCUACUUAUGGUUAUUUUAUUCAUAAAGAUAUGACUAUCAGUAGACGGUAGAAAAAGUAGUUACUUCUGAUUAUUUUUCGCAAAGAAUGUCUCCUAUCUCGUGUUAUGACAGCUACACUAUCAUUCCUUUUUGACAUAAUAGAAUGUUGACUCAAAAUAGUUGGGUCAAUAUUCUUUGGUGUCUAGUGAUACUAUAUAUAUAUAUAGGAUUGUUUAGUGAAGAAAAAAGAGAUUUUUUGUUUCGGAUCAAGAUUUUCUGUUUUUUAUUAUUUUUAUUCGAAUAAAACUAGUGGCAGCUAGCAUCUCGGUAACGGAAAAGGCCUAACCAGGGAUUUUUUUGAAUUAGUCAUGUCCCUAUGCUUAUAAGUAACUUGCAAAAAAGAUUUUUCUUCAACUCGUCUGCAAAAAACUCCAGCCAAAUCUGUUUUCGACUCCAUAUACAAACAUAUUCUCAAUGACUUUUGGAUGAAGUUUUUUCAAUUCACUUCAUUCUUGGACUGUAAAAGUUCCCGUUACUUCUUCGGGUGUUAUCGACAACGCUAACUGACAAUACAGUUGCCGUUAAAACAAGGGUAACUAGCCAUUAUACGUGCCAUACAUAAGAAAGAAAGCAAAUUACUCGUCCAAAACGAUCGUCCUAUUUCACUAUUGUCUAAUGUUAGUAAAGUGUUCGAGAAGCUGAUUUACACGCAUUUAUACUCAUUUCUAAACACAAAAAAACUUUUUUAACCCAACUCAGUUUGACUUUCGUCCAAGUGCUUCAACCGCAGAUGCUCUUCUUCUUCUCACUCAAAAGGUUUACCAGCAUCUGGAAAAAAGUGCAAAUUAAUUGGCAUAUCAUUUGAUUUUGAAAAGGCAUUCCACACUAUACCACAUCAGAUUCUACUACAAAAAACUGGCUAAAGCGGGAGUAGUCGGAAGUCUUUUGAAAUGGUCGCUUGUGAUCUUUCAAACCGUACACAAAAAGUUUCUGUGGGCUUUUCAAAAGUGAAGGUGAGCUUUUGUUUUGUUUUUCAUCGAGUUGCUCGCAAGAUGUCUUUCGUUAUUUUUGUAGGAUCAAAUAUUUUUCAUUGAAAUCUUGUCAAACGUGAAGUUGUAUCUCAAGAGUCUUUCGUGACUAGGGGGUGUACCGUUACCAGUUACCGUUACUGUAACGGUAACGACUCAAGCUUUACCGUUACCGAUAACGAGUAACGGCCGUUACUUGUAACGGUGACGGUUUGACUGUAAAAAUUUUGACCUGGCACGUGGACAUAUAACCUUACGACCAUAUAAUUAAAAAGUCUGCUCCCAUCAGUUCUCGUAGAAUUUUACGUGUUCAGAAAAAAUUUACUUGCUUAAGCGUCCAGGAAAAGAUUAUUAUUUGAAGAUUCCGGUUUUCAAAGCUUUGACAGACAUUUGACAUAUGGAAAAAUGGCUUUCCUACAUUAUUUUGGUUUUGAUAUACAAUUGUUAGAUAAUUUACAAGAUGUUAAAGAAGGUUUAAAGAAUAAUCAUCGUACCAUUUUCACACAAACGAUUGUCGAUGGACAUCUGUUAGAUGAACCUACAGUUAAAUUAAUUCAGUAUUUUUAUCAUGAUAGAGCAGUCUACCCCAAAUUUAAUAAUGAUGAUACCAAACAACAAACUAAUUCUGCAGACGCAACGAUACAUGAUGAUUCUAAACUGACAUUUGGACAAUAUGCUCAAGUAUCCAUGACACCAGGUGUAAUUACACUUAUAUUUGAAGCAGCUUUGAAAUUAAAACAAUAUUAUUCAAAGAAAUUUUAUUAUGAUAUAAAUCAUCUUUCACCCACAUCAUUUCGACAACUAAAACACGCACAUAUUGAAAGACAGAUGUGGUAUUUUAUAAGGCAUCAAUGGUUCGUGUAA
Messenger RNA from Didymodactylos carnosus, 5184 nucleotides. The record is from the annotation of a GenBank genome assembly. Lineage: Eukaryota; Metazoa; Rotifera; Eurotatoria; Philodinida; Philodinidae.